AAUUGCUCGGAUACAUGUUGAACAAGAUGUGGAAAGUCUUUUGUGUUUUCAGUAUCGUUGCCUUGAUCGUUCCGACACAGUCGGCCAGGAAAAUUUUUCCGAAACAAUAUAACAAUCUGUACGGCGAGGACGCGAAUAAUGUACCAAAUUUGCAGAAUCUGCUCAGAACGGGUGUUGGAAUCCUGAACUUUUUGGCGAAGGGUCAAUUCAAUCUGAAUCAAGAGAUCCCGGACAGGACCCCGAGAUACGGGGAUGUUUACGAUUUCGUGGUAAUCGGUGCUGGCACAGCCGGUGCCACGGUAGCCGCAAGAUUAAGUGAAGUUUCUCAGGCAAAGGUGCUGCUAAUCGAAGCUGGACCCAACGAGAACCUUAUCAUGGAUAUCUCGCUGACUGUUUACUUCCUACAGCUAAGCAACGACAUCAAUUGGAAGUAUCAGACCAAGCCCUCCGACAAGUAUUGCCUCGGGAUGGACAACAAUAGGUGCAACUGGCCCAGGGGAAAAGUGAUGGGUGGUAGUAGUGUGCUGAAUUUUAUGAUUGCAACCCGGGGCGGGGCCGAGGAUUACGAUCACUGGGCUGAGAUGGGGAACGAAGGUUGGGUCUACAAAGAUGUCCUGAAGUACUUCAAGAAACUGGAGACGAUCGAUAUCCCAGAACUGCGGUCGGAUACUACUUAUCAUGGAACUGAGGGACCCGUGCACAUCUCCUACCCCUUAUUUCAUACCCCAUUAGCAGACGCAUUCCUGAGAGCCGGCCAAGAGCUGAGGUACCCAAUAAUAGACUACAACGCCGGAAAGGACAUAAUAGGAUUCUCGUAUUUACAGACCACGAUUCAAAAUAGCACUCGCAUGAGCAGUAACAGAACCUACCUGUAUCCCAUAAACACUCGUAACAAUAUUCACGUGACGCGCGAAAGCAUGGUGAGGAAAUUGUUGAUCGAUCGACGCACAAAUCGAACGAUCGGGGUGGAUUUUACGAAAUUCGGCCGGCUUAUCUCCGUGUUUGCGAGUAAAGAGGUGAUACUGUGCGCGGGCGCAAUUGGGUCGCCCCAAUUACUGAUGCUGUCCGGUAUUGGGCCAGCCAAACACCUCGCCGAACUCGAUAUAGACGUUGUCCGAGAUGUUCCGGGGGUCGGGGAGAAUCUGAUGGAUCACGUCACCUUCGGCGGACUAACGUGGAUGGUGAACGAACCAGUUAGUUUAAAAAUACAAGAGAUGAUCAAUCCCGCUAAUCCAUAUAUAGCGGAUUUCCUAACCAGGCAAACGGGUCCGUUUACGAUUCCGGGCGAGUGCGAGGCUCUGGGCUUCAUAAAUACUAAGAGUCCAGAAAAACUCAGCGGUUUGCCGGAUAUAGAGUUUUUGUUCAUCGGUAGUGACUUAAAGGGGAAUCCUUUUUUACCGAUUGUGAUAGAUUUGAACGACGAAAUGCGUCAGAUAUGGAAUAAAUACGAGGGUCACUAU
This is a messenger RNA of Nylanderia fulva, 1460 nucleotides long. NCBI's taxonomy places the organism in Eukaryota, Metazoa, Arthropoda, Insecta, Hymenoptera, Formicidae. The record is from RefSeq and is a predicted model, not a curated record.